Anopheles marshallii is the source of this 1335-nucleotide messenger RNA. Its product is annotated as zinc finger protein 268-like. Gene Ontology annotation, molecular function: RNA polymerase II transcription regulatory region sequence-specific DNA binding; DNA-binding transcription factor activity, RNA polymerase II-specific. The record is from RefSeq and is a predicted model, not a curated record. NCBI's taxonomy places the organism in Eukaryota, Metazoa, Arthropoda, Insecta, Diptera, Culicidae. Gene Ontology annotation, biological process: regulation of transcription by RNA polymerase II. Bases 1 to 1335 code for a protein of 444 amino acids. Gene Ontology annotation, cellular component: nucleus. The transcript is spliced from 2 exons.
AUGGCAAAGGAACCGUGCACGGACUUCAGGAUGGAAUCGCUCGAAAGUUUCGAACCACUGGUCAACCCCAUCCGACAGUAUCGGAACCGAUCGAAGCGAACGCUGAAGACGGGAGAGGAGAAACUGGCGGAAGUGCUUGCCAAGAUAGCAUCGCUGCAGAAAAGCUCCGAAAAAACGGAUGGUAUCGAUCGGACGAAGGUCCGCACCUAUAAUGUAAAGCUGCGUCUACGAAAAAGUCUGCUGUACAGGUGCUUUGACUGUGGCAGAUGCUUCGCCAAUUCGGACUUUCUUGAGCUGCAUGAAAAAUCGCACACAGAGCAGGGUAAAUGUGACAUCGAUCUGCGCCAGGAACCGGCCGAUUCAGAAAUGAAUCUCAAGCAGAAUGCUUGGUUUGUGAAUGACUUUGGUGAGGAAGGUGAUGAAGAGGGCGGUGACGGGGAACACAUCGUGCAGCUCGACUGUACGGUAGAGGAAGGCGAAGACAUCUUCGACAUUACGUUUGAUCGUACAAAGUGCGAGAAGACGUACACGAUGAAGUACAAGGUGAAGAAGGAACCGGUAGGCAAGUGUGAACACUGUUCGAAGCAGUUCUAUUCGGCGGAAUACUUAAAGCUGCACGAGCUGGAACACGAGAAGUCAUUCGACAUUGCCAACAUUGAGCCGAGCAUCAACAUUAUUCGGUCGCCCCGGAUUGAAGAGAGCACCAUGACACUGGACGACAGCUUUUACGAGGCGCUGGAUGUGAAUGAUAUUAUCGAGCAUAGCAGCGGUACGAUCGACUGUUCGACCGAUGGUAGACUUGCGACCGGUACAGGUAUAAUGCUCGAGUAUUGCAUCAUCCCUAGGCGAUCGGUAAGUGGUGAGAAAGAGUUGCCCCAGGUAAAAGAGCAUCCACUGUGCCACAUGGUAAGGGAAAGAGAGGAGAGGGAUAGGAAAGACGACAAUGCGGCCGUUACACGAAUAGUCAAUCAAUCCGAGUGCCAACCAACGGUGGUAGUAAAGCAAGAGAAAGAUGUGAUAAUUAAGGAGGAACCCAUCGAUGAGCAACCACCAGUGACGAUGGUCAAGCAGGAGAUUAAGGAAGAAGUCAUGGAUGAUGAAGUUGAAGCCUGCAAUGUUCAGCAGCAAGUUGAGUUUCCAUCGGACCAUUUGGAAGCAAAAUAUACAUGUUCGAAUUGCUCGAAACGAUUUCGAUUUCGGGCGGAUUUGCUCGUGCACGAACGUACGCACUCCGGCAUCAAAGCGUACCGUUGCCAGGAUUGUGCGGAAACGUUUGUCUCGCGAGGAAAAUUAUACUUUCAUUCCCUCGAUCAGCAUAGGAAUCGUUCAGAUUGA